ACCAUCUUGCCCUCAAGUGCAGCCGGCAGGCCUUGAGUCUCGCACUUAUAGAUAGACGCUGUUUCCUUAUCAGAGACACCACGUGUCGGGGGACUUCCAUCCGCUGGCUGUUGCGUGCGUUGUCUCAGUAUUACGCCAUUCCGUCGGGCAGGACCAUGUUGCGCGUAUCACAGGUCGUUCUGUGCGUAACCGUCUACGUCGUUGCCAGUGCGGCGAACCCUGGCAGUGCGGUGGACAUCGGCACACCGGAGGUCCCUGUCCCGCUGGCGCAGCCUGGAGACUUUACUUCGGGAGCCCUGGGAAGACCACUGCGAAUCUUGGCCGUCAUGACAGUCGACACCAUGAGCCACCACUUGUGGAUGGCGCCGUUGACGGUGGAGCUUGCCAAGCGCGGCCAUCACGUCACUUCCCUGGAUGUGGCCAUGCCUAAAGAGGUUCCGCCAACGCUGAAUGUGACGGUCAUCGAGACGGCAUUCCCCAAGAUGGAUUCCAAGUGGCUGCGACACUUCCAAGAGUCCGGUUCGCUGGAGCAGAUGGCUAUACUGCACAAGUUUGACUUGGACGAGUGUGCCCUAGAUCUGUCAGCCCCUGCCUUCCGCCGAAUCUUGGACCCAUCAUUUAAGGACACGUUCGACCUAAUCGUGCUGGACUACGUCAGCGACUGCCAACUGGGUUUGGCGCACCGUUUCGGCUACCCGGGUUUUGUGGUUGUGUCGCCGUUCCCCGGUUCGCCCUGGCUCUACGACCUGAUGGGCAACCCGGCCGUCCCGGCGGUGGUCUGCAACACCCUGGUGCCCUUCCCGCACCCCAUGAGCCUGUGGCAGCGCGCGGCCACGGCCGGGCUCAGCGCCUACAUGAAGCUGCUCGAGUGGUACUUCCGCGGGGAGGUGGACGAGGUGCUGCGAACGCACUACGGCCAGGACGUGCCGAGCGCAGCGGAGCUGCGGAGGCACGUCCACAUCGCCCUGGUCAACGACAUCCCCGUCCUGGACACGCCGCAGGCCUACGUGCCCUCCGUCGUCCCGGUCGGCGGCAUGCACGUGCGGCCCGCCAACCUCAGCAACAUCCCGCCGGGCUUGGCAGACUGGUUGGACGAAGCCGAGAACGGCUUCGUGCUCAUGUCUUUCGGGUCCGUCUUGAAAGGCUCAAAUUUAGAGAGCGAGACGAUACGCGCUUUCGUGGAGGCCUUUCAAGAACUAAGUGACGUGCGUAUUCUCUGGAAAAUGGAACCGGAAGUGGUGGGCAAAGCGUCUCUGCCUUCCAACGUCCGCAUUGAGAAGUGGAUGCCUCAAAGCGAUAUCCUAGGGCACCCCAAGCUGCGCCUGUUCGUGUCGCACUGCGGCGGGCUCAGCACGCACGAGUCCUCCUCCAACGGCGUUCCAAUGCUAGGCGUACCGCUGCUUGUGGAUCAAUUUCUAAACGUGGACAAAGUAGUGCGCAACGGCAUGGCAAGAAUGCUGCCCAUGCCAGAAAUAACGAAAGCUCGAUUCGUAGCUGACGUGAAAGAAAUGCUCCAAAAUUCUUCUGGUCGGUGCUGCCGCCUAGCGGAGGCCUAGGUAACAGCUUCGGAGAACCUACCCUAACCAAACCUGUAUGUACCGUGGAUAACAUGUUGUGCAUAAUGCCGAUCGGAUGGUGCUCCAAGAUAAAAAAAAAAAUAUAUAGAACACUUCGAUCCCUCCUAAGAAAACCAUCCUUACUCGCCUGGGCGCUAGGAAAAAUCCUAACUCGCUAAGGCGCUAGUCGGGAGAAUAUAACUAGUCCGAGGUUGAUUUUGACAGGGAGCAGAAGAAAGGCGAGAAAGGAUGGUUUUCCUGGGAGGGGUCAACUUCCUGGGGACUAGCAAGUUUUAUCAUAAACAGUGCAGUGGUCUGGGCGUGUUUGGAAAGUCCCGUAGACAGUGACGUGACACCAAAAAAGGCCCUCUAGACCAAGAUCCGCUUCCUCGCCCACCCGUGAAGUACGAAGCUAUAAAAGACGACUUUAAGAUCGCAGAAAGUCGUCUGCAGAGUGCUCCUUAUUUUAACGUAAGGAUGAAAUCAAGACUAAACUGUGCUGAAGUGCUGAAGAAUCAAAUUUGUCACUUCAUGAUGAAGUACAUAAAUUCAAGCAGCAAAUUGAGGAACUCUCUGAGGGCGUCUUUCACCACACCAGCGCUAUCUGUCGGUGUCGGGUAGCUGCCCAGUCGGUAAGUUACCAGCCGGCCCUACCCUGGCGGUAGGUCUUCGUGCGGUAGAUUCUCAAGCUCUAGCCUCAUGAACUGAGAUGUGAAUGUGAAUGUGUGAAUG
Molecule: messenger RNA, 2288 nt
Organism: Thrips palmi
Lineage: Eukaryota; Metazoa; Arthropoda; Insecta; Thysanoptera; Thripidae
Product: UDP-glucuronosyltransferase-like
Exons: 6
Coding region: 156-1556 (466 amino acids)
Molecular function (GO): UDP-glycosyltransferase activity
Source: RefSeq, a predicted model, not a curated record